AUGGAAGCGGCAGUGCGAUGGUCGCCACACUCGACUGGCGAUAGGCAGCGGUUUUUGCUGCUCGAUGUCGGAGACUCGAGCUUGACGCUGAAUGAAGUUGACAGCCGUGGCGAGACCACCAUUGCCUAUCACAUCGUCACCCGAUGCACCAACCUACUGCACAUUGGCGCUUUCGCCUGGUCUCCCGUCAAUGAGUCUCUCGUUGCACUGGGCUAUGUGUCCGGCCAUGCCAGUAUCAUUCGCUUGGGCGAAGAGAAGGCCACGUCCAAGACCGUGGCCGAGUUCAAAGUCAAGCAACAGCGGAAGUGUAACUCGGUGGCCUUGAGUGGCGAGAGUCUACUCGCCGUGGCUCUGGACAAGACUCGCUCAGACGUUUGCUUGAACAUUUACGACAUCAAUAAUGGUCUUUCCGACGCACCAGAGCCUGUCAGACGACUCUGCGCCGCAGAACUGGUGUCAAGCGUCCGCUUUUUCCCAGGUUCGCCGCAGGAGAUCGUGGCCUCAACCCAGCGGUCUUUUAUACGCCUUUACGAUCUUCGGGACGGUUACUUCGGCAGUGGGAACAAUAGUAGCAGUCUGCAGGCAUCGACACGCAAUGUCAACAACAUUGCCAUCGAUCCGCUCGAUGAGAAUUACUUUGCUUCGGCUGGGUCAACAGGCGAUCCUUCGGUCACAGUAUGGGACAAGCGGUGGAUGUCACCGUCAGCAGCCUCGUCUGGCUCGAGCAGCGGUGCCGUGUUCAAUUUCUCACCCGCUGUCGACGUUUCCGUGCCAACUACCAUUUGGAGUCUUCGUUACUCCGGCCUGCGCCGUGGCCGACUGGCGCUCUGCAGUAGUACUGGCGAGCUGAAAGUGAUCGACAUGGUCGAAGGUAAAACUACUACUUCUCAGUCGUCAGAGUACCUUCCCUCCAACCCUUACGGAGGCACGCUGUGGCGCACCAACCGUUAUGUAUCCCAGUCUCGAGUGCUGGAGGCGCCUUGGCAUGAUGAACGUCUUGGGAAAGGCAAAGAAUCUCGCGUUAUUGCCUUUGACUGGUUGGAUGCUGUGCAAUCGGAUGUAACCCAACAGAUGAUCAUUUUGCGACCUUCCCGAACGGUAGAGCUGUUGCAAGCUUCGAAAAGUCAGACUCAUGCUGAGAUUACAGCACGACAAGACCUCGCUGUUACAUGCAAAGAUGUUUCUGUCUUAGAGCCUAGGACUGCACCUGUCGUGCCCGCUACUACACCGGCUCAUCCGACUUGCCUCAGUAGCGCCGAGGACUUUGGUCCACUCAACUACGACCCUGACUCCAGCAGUUCAGCCCAUAAUAAUAGCGACGCGAGUGUGAGGUAUGACAUGAACUCGCCGCCCGUGAAAGAACUUCUGACUUCUGAAACGCUGCAACGCGAAAGAUGCAAGCGUGGCUAUCUCUUCGAUUGCCAAGAGAAUGCGAACAUGGUCGCCGGAAACUUUCAGCUUGAGCGGCUGUGGGAGACUGUCCGUCGGUUUAGACAGCAGGCUGCCGACGAUGGCAUGGUGUAUGACGCCCUCGACCUGAGCUUUGUUGGUGUGUCAGGGCUGUGGUCUGAGGAUGUUGGUAAUGUUGCAAGACGAACAUUGUUACCGUCCAAGCUUUCAGUCAGUGAUGCGAUCGUUGGCCUAAACAGCUCCAGAGAAAUACCGGACUUUGAGGGCGAGCAAACGAGCUUCCCAGAACAUCGUCAGCUAUGCCUCGCCCUCUGCGGCUGGAAGUUCACCACGGAUACGCUGGAAGAGGAAUGCCAACAGCUUAUCGACCGCGGCCUACACUAUCUCGCCAUCGUCCAGGCCGUGCUUCACGACUACAAGCACAUCGCUCUCAACCUGCUCCGUACGCUUAUCCGCAGUAAAACCAUACCGAACAUUGGUCUUGGCGCCCUUCUCGCCUCCGACACCAUCAACAAUGAGCAACGCGAGAUGUGUCUCUGGAUGGCCGCAGACACCGACGACCCUGCUCUCAAAGCUCUACUCACAUACUUAACGACAGGCGACUGGCGAGACGUCAUGAAGACGAGCUACCUCCACCUCGGCUACCGCGUUGCGUUGGGUCUCAAGUACCUUAACGACACAGAGCUGAGCGGCUUCUUGCAAACAGAGACGGCACGAGCGAUCCGCAAUGGCGACCUUGAAGGCAUUCUUCUCACCGGCCUUGGCGAGCGAGCCAUGGACCUCUUCCAGUCGUACAUCGUCAAGACCAACGACCUCCAGACUGCCGUCCUUGCGACAGCCUUCACGAACCCGAGAUACGUAGACGACGUUCGAUGGGAAAUGUGGAAGGAGACGUACUUCAUGCAGAUGCAGGCUUGGCAGGCUUUUAAUGAGCGAACCAAGUUCACCGUCCAGCAUAACCGACUCGCAAAGGGCAGGGAUCGCAGGUCAUUGAUCGAGCCCCCUGCUCCACAGCUGACGCUGCGGUGCAACCAUUGCAGUGCGCCGCUCGUUGGUCGCAGAGGCAAGCCGGCAACCACACCAAGUGGCGUGCGAAUUCCGGGCCCGGCUGCGCACGCGGGCACCGUGUGCAAGACGUGCGGGCGCCAUCUGCCGCGUUGUGCCAUCUGCUUGAUGUGGCUGGGCAUACCUGACCCUGGCACUCGGGGUGGUGUGAGGGAGUUGGCGAAGCAGAAAGAUAAUAGAAUGGUGAAGCUUAUGUGCUUUUGCGCGAGUUGUGGGCAUGGUUUUCAUGCCGAUCAUGCGAAGGCGUGGUUCGAUGAGUACGAUAUGUGUGCUGUACCUGAUUGUAGGUGCAUGUGUGGGCUCAAGUAG
This is a messenger RNA of Baudoinia panamericana UAMH 10762, 2784 nucleotides long. RefSeq lists its product as uncharacterized. Gene Ontology annotation, cellular component: cytoplasm. The transcript has 2 exons. Bases 1 to 2784 code for a protein of 927 amino acids. Gene Ontology annotation, molecular function: protein binding. Gene Ontology annotation, biological process: positive regulation of TORC1 signaling. NCBI's taxonomy places the organism in Eukaryota, Fungi, Ascomycota, Dothideomycetes, Mycosphaerellales, Teratosphaeriaceae. The record is from RefSeq and is a predicted model, not a curated record.